Ostrea edulis (European flat oyster) is the source of this 2238-nucleotide messenger RNA. RefSeq lists its product as uncharacterized. Gene Ontology annotation, molecular function: voltage-gated proton channel activity. Gene Ontology annotation, cellular component: plasma membrane. The record is from RefSeq and is a predicted model, not a curated record. Lineage: Eukaryota; Metazoa; Mollusca; Bivalvia; Ostreida; Ostreidae. Bases 477 to 1925 code for a protein of 482 amino acids. The transcript has 9 exons. Gene Ontology annotation, biological process: proton transmembrane transport.
GUACUUUACACUUAUGGGGGUGUAUAUUAAAACAAUGAGAUCAUGGGACAUACCACAAGUAAAUUAAGUAUUGAUACUUUGCACUUUGAACUUGUUUCUUUCUCUUUUUCAUAUUGUUUACGCUAAUUUGAAGUGUCACUUGCAUGUCAUCGUAUUUAUCGUAAAUUAUAUAAACGAUAAAACAUCACAGGUUUAUAUCAAUGACAAAACAAUGGUGUAUGUGUAAACACUUCACAUUUGUCUCCAAAUUGUUAUGUAACACAUAGAACUUGCCGUGAACAUAUGUACGUGAUCCUCCAUUCACGUUGACUGAUUGAUUGUUUACUCCAAUACCGGACCCCCGGGGCUCUCGUCUCCGAGGGCAGCGAGUUAAACAUCUGUCUUUGUGGUCGAAUGUCACACUAAUUCUAGACACAAAUAAUGCAAGCACCAGCAAAUAUUAUUUUCACUUCAAAGGCGAAUACUUAAAACAAAAAAUGGAAAAACAAACGGGAUAUUGUGAAGGAUCGUCCCAGGAUUCCUUAGGGAUCAAUCGUAGGCCCUCUGUAACUUACAGGGCCGUAAAGGCUGUGGACGAGUUAGCCAGACAGCUGUCGAUGCCGGACUUUUCCCUGGAGGAUGUUGAGGACCAUUUAGAGAAAGAACUCAAACGAGAGGCUGUCCAUCCCGAGACUACAGUAGCGCUACUCCGUAAUUCGGGGGCGAAGAUUCUGCGCAGUAAGAGGGUGCUCCUGUUAAUAGUGGUCCUCAACGUCCUUGAUUGUGUCCUUGUGUUGGGAGAACUAUUGCUCGACAUUCAUUUUGUCAAAGAUAUGGUGCACAAAGCAAAGCUGUUGACGGUCCGCUUUGCAAUGAUUCUCACAGAAAACUUCGCCCUCUACUUCGGGGACCUUGGUCACAACGACAUUGAUAUAUUUUACAAUCGGAUUCUGUCGGUGAUGUAUCGCAGUGUUUAUAGCAACGAGACUGUCGAUAUCGUUCACAACGCCACCGUGCCGAACUAUACUGUGGUUGACCCUUUUGUGAAGGAGAACGUUCCGCGAUUUUUACGUCAUGACACGGAGACGCCGGUUCUGGAGGAACGGCUAGCGUACGCUUUUCACAAAACCAGCAUUACAAUACUUGGGAUGCUGACGAUGAUGGUUUUGAUGAAAAUAUUCUGUUACGGUUCACGUUUAUUCCGGAAGAAGAUGGAGCUUCUUGAUGGGAUAAUCGUACUCUCAUCAUUUGUGGUGGAUCUAGUUUUCAUCCAGGGAAUGGUGGCGUACCCUUUAGAGGAAGCGGUGCAGAUUCUGGCCUUUCUGAUUCCAUGGCGCAUUGUUCGAGUAGCAAACAGCUUUUUGAUAGCCGUCUUGGACCGUGCCCACUUAAAGCUGAAGAUGGAAUAUAAACAGAAAAAGAAAAUUCAAAAGAAAUUGGAAAUUGCAAUUGAGAAAAAUAUUUAUUACAAGAACGUGAUAUACGAGUUGCGCGACAUGUACAUUGAUGAGAACGUCCCCCAGGCGAAAAUAACAGAAUGCGUAUUAUCAAUAGAUCCUCCAAGAUGUAACAUAUCUACAAAUUUUCAAAAACUGAAAAAAACUCUGCAAUUUCAAUGCAUAAAGAGAAAUACCAGUGAGAAAUAUUCCCCUUCCUCAGCACACAAAGAUACAGAGACUUUUGUCAUGCCAUUUCAAUCACGAAACAGUCAGGUCUCAGAUCACGAACCCCUAACAUCGGCGAUAUCCAAAAGCACAAAGCUGUCAUCUACAUCCAAGUGUCCAGACUAUGGUCCACAAUAUCGCAUGCAGUCCCGUCAUUCUGUUCAUUUCCAUCUCGGGUCUGAUGACUCCUGCGAUAGCUCUGAAGACGAUGAGUUGGAUGACGAUUUUGGAAUAAAACUGCUUGGAUUUUCCGAUGUAGAUCAGCAUGAAAACAAUUCUUGAGAUAGACAAUUGAAGAUUAAAUAUCGACUGUAUUAUUUUUCUUUAGAAUUUUAAUGUUUCAACAUUAGGCAAAAAAAAAAUAUAUAUAUAUGUUGGUUUCCACUUUCAUCUCAAAAUUUUUAAGGGUCGGUAGGCAGGUAUUUUUUUCUUUUUUUUUGUGUGUGUGGAUUUUAUAUGUUGAAUAAUUUUCUAAUGAUUUACUAUUCUACUAUGCAUAAAAUAAUAGUGAUUAUUUAGUAAUCAAAUCAAAUUUAUGAUGAAUCAAUACAGUUCUUCGCUUUACUGUAAACAAAAACUCUCAAAAAGCAAAAUA